Linum trigynum is the source of this 5123-nucleotide messenger RNA. The record is from the annotation of a GenBank genome assembly. Lineage: Eukaryota; Viridiplantae; Streptophyta; Magnoliopsida; Malpighiales; Linaceae.
CAAAAACAAGAAAACAAAGUUGUAUUGUGACAAUUUCCCCUAAACAAAGCUUUUUUGAAGUGUCAACCAACGGUCAAACGGACGGAAAGUUGACGAUUUGGAUAUUAGAUUGUUUACGAAAAGGUUUGGCUAUUAUAUUGUUUAAAAUGAAAGGUUUGGAUAUUAAAUUGUAUUUACCCAAAUUUUAAAAAAUAAACUGAUGUUAUCCUUUCAUCCUAUCAAUUCGAAUUCAUAGCAAUUUAUUCACGUGUAUCUUAUUGCUACAAAAUCAGGAUGUCGUUCUCUUUGAUUUAAUUUUGUCUCGAUCGAUACCGCAAAAGCAGCUUUAGUUCAGAGCACUAGUAGCAAAGAUUCGAACAAAAAACACCAAAAAUACAGUUGCUCUCGACCUAGCCAUCGCCCUUUUCCUGCUCCAAUGAUGUUAACCUUUCCAAAAUGACAAAACGAAAUAUAAGAAGUGAACACAACCGGGUCAACAUUUUGAUUCUGUGAUAUUUUGAUAAAAAAAUUCUGUAUUAUUUUGGAAUGUGACAUUUUAAAUAACUUAGAAUUAAUUAUGUUAAUUGUCUCAUGGGUAGAAUACAACAACUCAUCUUAUUUUUGCCAAAUAAGUUAUUUUGGACUAAAUAAGUCAGAAUGAAUUAUUUAGACCAAAGUAAUAAUCUUACUAAAAUGCUGCAUUUAAUUAAAUAUUUCAUCUGAUUCAUGAGCAAAUUAGUGAGAAGGUGGAACAUGGGUCUCUCUUAAUGCUCGUCUAUUGGUUUUUACACUAAUGAGAGAUGGAGUGGUGAAAUGGUUGGUGGAGUAAGGAGUUCAACUUCGAUACCAAAUUUGGUAUUUGGAGUUAUUGACGAAAGAUUUUCAUUGAAUUGUGGCAUUUGAUCCCAUGUUAAGAGCUGUCAAUUAAUUCGUAUUUUGGACCCUUAAAAAUCGUACUUUUAUUUAUGGAGAGACUAUGCAAAUACACAUAGCGUACUUAUCGAUGAUUCAUUUAUGUCGCUCAUGAUACAUAAUUUGAUUUUGUAUGUCGAGUUGGUUCAUAAUUUGACUUAAAAUACAAGCUAGAAGAUCAUAAACCAGCUAGAGUCAGAGAUCUGAAAGAGAAAGUUAAAUAGCAGUAAUUCAUUUAUGUCGCUCCAAUCUCAUUUUUGAAGUGCGAAAAUAUCAGAGCCUCUUCACCUACCUACCAAAGAAAGGUCGUAUAAUUCGACAAAUGUACAUGGAUUGACUAAAAGCUUCCAAGCUAGCAUGAAGUUCAUCCAUAAAUAGCGACUACUCUUGGACACAACUUUCAACACACAAAACUUAUCCUUCCUCUUCAAACCACCGCCAUGUCAUCACUCUCCACCACCACCUCCGCCGCCGCCUUCCUCCGCCCUUCCCUCCUCCCGCCGAAAAAAUCCGCCUCCCAACUCUCCGCAUACAAAUCCCGAAAACCCUACUCCCCUCACUUCGCAAGAAUCUCAUGCAAAACUUCCUCCUCCGGCGACGGCAAAGAACCGACCAAUAAUGACCAAACCAGCCCCACCACGAGGCGUGACAUCCUCAUCGGAAUGGGCAGCCUAUACGGCGCCGCGUCGUCCCUCUCCAACCCGACCGCUCUCGCCAACCCGCUCCAGCCCCCGGACCUCUCCAAGUGCCACCCCGCUAUCAAGGGCGACGGCGGCGAUACCGCGGACUGCUGCCCGCCCUUCUCCGAGCAAAUCGACUUCAAAUUGCCGUCACCCAAGGAACCCAUGCGCACCCGACGCGCCGCCCAUCUUGUCGACAAGGCCUACAUCAAGAAGUACGAGAAAGCAAUCAGCCUCAUGAAGGCCCUCCCCGACGACGACCCGCGGAGCUUCAAACAGCAGGCCGACGUCCACUGCGCCUACUGCAACGGCGCCUACGACCAGGUCGGCACCACCACCGGUCUCCAAAUCCACUUCUCCUGGAUAUUCUUCCCUUUCCAUAGGUACUACCUCUACUUCUUCGAGCGGAUUUUGGGUUCGUUGAUCGACGACCCGACUUUCGCGCUGCCGUUCUGGAACUGGGAUUCUCCGGAUGGGAUGCAGAUCCCGGCGAUUUUCGCCGACCCGGCGUCGCCGCUGUACGACGCGAUCAGGGCCCUUGACCAUUUACCCGGGGGAAGUUCUCCGCUGGUGGAUUUGGAUUGGAGUAGAUCGGCCGCGAGCUUGCCGCCGAAGGACCAGUGGCAGAGCAACCGGGACGUGAUGUACACGCAGAUGGUGAGCGGGGCGAAGAAGCGGACCUUGUUUUUCGGGGCUCCGUUGAAGGCUGGGGACCUCGCCGAUGGUAACGGUCAGGGAACUCUCGAGCGGACCCCACACGGAAAUAUGCAUAUCUGGGUGGGUGAUCUCACGCGCGAGUAUAAGGAGGAUAUGGGGAAUCUGUACUCGGCGGCGCGGGACCCACUUUUCUACUGCCACCAUGGCAACGUGGACAGGAUGUGGGACCUGUGGAAGACGCUGGGGCCCAGGAGGACGGAUUUUACGGAUCCCGAUUGGCUGGACGCCAGCUUCUUGUUCUACGACGAGAACAAGAACCUGGUGAGGUGCAAGAUCAGGGACAGUCUGGAUAACAAGAAGCUGAGGACGGACUACCAGACCGUCCCCAUUCUCUGGAAGGACUCGAAGAGGGUCCCUAAGAAGAUAAGGAAGAAGGCUCUGGCCAGUGCUUUUGGCACUGGCCAGGACCAGAUGGCGAACGCGGCUGCGGUCACUAAGAAGAAGAGGGAGCUGACCGAUCUGUCCGAGUUCCCCCUGGUGCUGAACAAGACCAUCAGCGUGGCGCUGCCCAGGCCGAGGAAGAACAGGACCGCGACGGAGAAGGAGGACGAGGAGGAGAUACUUGUGGUCGAAGGGAUCGAGAUCGACCGAAGCCAGGUCAUCAAGUUUGACGUGGCGUUGAAUGACGAUGACGAUGGGGCCCCUGCGGGGCCCCAGGACACCGAGUUUGCCGGCGCGUUCGUCAACGUGCCGCACAGGCAGAAGGCCGGAGCGAGCAAUUUUAAGACGGUGCUGAGGCUGGGGAUAACGGAUCUGCUCGAGGAUCUCGACGCGGAUGACGAUGACACGAUCGUGGUGACUUUGGUGCCAAAGGUUGGUGAGCCUGUGAUAGGUGGUCUGAAGAUCGAUUACCUUGCUGAUUGAUCGAUCGGUUGGGUGCGUUGGUUAAUCUUGGAUCGUGAGAGGUCGAUCGUUCUAUUUGGUAAUUUCUUUCGUCACGUAUUAUGCCGAGGCAAAAAUAACGAACCUUUUUUGUUCCUAGCUAGCCCAUCGGCUUGUGAUUUGUGUACUAGCGAUCGAUGUUUCAUGUUUAUGUAGUUGAAUUUGUCGAUUUAAGGUUACAGUGUAUGCCACUCUAAUAAAAUUGUCAUCUUUUUUCUUCAAUGAUUAUGAAUCACAAUAUGCACGACCCAAGGAUGCAAGCAAUUGUUUACAAUACAUAUAUAUAUAUAUAUAUAUAUACCUAGUUAGUCGAAUUGCUUGUUGAGGUGUUUGUUUCAAUAAUUUUGUAACUUGGUAAUUUGAUUAUAUUCCCCACUAAUUUCAAACAAGGGGACCGAUAUAGACAGAUUCCCGCUUGGUCGAAACUCGAACUCCGGAGGACAUGUUAUAUCUCAAACUCAAAGUUUCUGUGAUUUGGUCUUUUUUUUUUUUAAUCUUGGCUCGGAUGCUGUAGUAAACUGGUAAUUAUUUCUUGAUAGUAGUUAUUAAGGGUCUCUACAUCUUAUUCAUAUGAUUGAUGCCAUAGUAUCUAUUUUUUUAUCAAACAGAUACCAACCACUUCAUAAAAAAAAUCGGCCUAAGUACAAAUUUAUUAUAUUUCACUAAGUUUUUUCUUUCCAGAAAAUGUACAUAUUUCACAAGCCUACAUACCAUCUUUCUUAAGCCUGAAUAAGAGGACUAAAAAAGUCUGGUUAUCGUGUUAAACACCUCUGACAUGCAUCAUCGAUCAAAUCUUUUCUUGACUGUUGCUUUUUGUGGGGACUCUCAAUUGGUCAUCAAGGAUGUGACUUCAAAGAAGGUUUCGCAUUCAAGAGCGGGAGCUAUUCUAGAGGAAGUGCACUCUCUCUUUCCCUCCUUCCUUUCAGUCUCGUAUCUUUUUGCUCCUCGGAGCUUCAACAGAGCUGCCCACCUCGUGGCAAAACAGGCUCUUUUAUCGGGAGUCCGGUUGCAUACGGACUACCGUUCUUUUUUGGUGUCUUUCUUGUAAUUGUGUUGACCGGGCAUGCACUAGGGACUUAUCUUGGAUAAAAAAAAAAUCUUUUCGAUAUAGAGGUGUUAAAUUUUGUGCAUAGGAAGUUAUCUGCAUACAGCUGAAUUUUUAAGAAUAAGGUAAUUAAUUCAACUCAUUAAAUCAGGUUGUCUAAAAAAGUAUACGAUCGACUAACUUGGAGAAGAAAUUCAUGUGACAUUAAUGAUCACACCAAUGAUAUAAUAGAGACAAUCCUGUUAUCUAUAAGAAUGAAUAGCUUUUUUAUAGAAUGAAUUAUCAUAUUAUUUUAACUAAUUGAGUGACAUUGAUCUUGGCAGAAAGACCAACUUGUUAUCAACAAAACCUGUUUUUUAUUUUUUAGAAUUUCUUCUUAAACUAGUGGAGUGUAGUAAGCUUUCCCAUACUUACCACCACUUUGAAUAAAAUAGCAUUGUGAGAACUAUAGUUCCUUCUAAAUUACACGUAGCUAGCUCUGUUACGAAACUAUAAAAAAAUAUUAUAAGCACUCUGGCCUAUAACCCCGACUAAUUCCAGCGUGUUUAUGAAAAUAACAGUCCUCUUAGCUACGAAACUAUAAAAAAUAUUAGAAGCACUCUGGCCUAUAGGCUAUAACCCCGACUAAUUCCAACGUGUUUAUGAAAAUAACAGUCCUCUUCACAAGUGGAGAGAGUAUGAUAUAAACCAACAACCUCAAUCUUGUUAUUAGGGCCGGGAAACAGUGCGGUCUGGUUCAGACUAGAUCAUAUAUACGGUUUAUGGUCCAUAUCGAGAGGUUAAAGUAUAGACCACAGACCAGAACACACACUAUACGGUCCGGUCCAGACCACGCCUAUGCGGUCUGGUUCGGUCUGGUAUGGUCCAGAUAGAUCACACUCAACGAAAAAUGAAUAAUUUGUUUAGUC